Mesoplodon densirostris (Blainville's beaked whale) is the source of this 3296-nucleotide messenger RNA. It is a transcript of the gene TFAP2A, whose product is annotated as transcription factor AP-2 alpha. Gene Ontology annotation, cellular component: nucleus. The record is from RefSeq and is a predicted model, not a curated record. The transcript has 7 exons. The coding region runs from base 89 to 1537 and encodes 482 amino acids. Gene Ontology annotation, molecular function: RNA polymerase II transcription regulatory region sequence-specific DNA binding; DNA-binding transcription factor activity, RNA polymerase II-specific. Gene Ontology annotation, biological process: regulation of cell population proliferation; regulation of transcription by RNA polymerase II; anatomical structure development. NCBI's taxonomy places the organism in Eukaryota, Metazoa, Chordata, Mammalia, Artiodactyla, Ziphiidae.
GCCGCCGCGGAGUGUCCAGCCCCGGGAGUCCGCGGGAAGCUCGAGCGACGGCCCGGGCGAGGGCCGGGCCCGGGCGGCGUGCCGGGCCAUGGAGGAGCGGCGCGGGGGCGGGCGGCCGAACCCCGAGCCCCAGGCCCGGCUGCGGAGCGGAGAAGCCCGCGGCCGGAGGCGCCCGGGAAGCAGCUCGGGCGCCGAGAGCCAGACGAACGCCCGGACGCGGGCCCCGGCAGCUCCCGGCCGCGACUCGCGGCGCCCGCGGCAUCCCGAGGACCGUCACGACGGCACCAGCAACGGGACGGCACGGUUGCCCCAGCUGGGCACUGUAGGUCAAUCUCCCUACACGAGCGCCCCGCCGCUGUCCCACACCCCCAAUGCCGACUUCCAGCCCCCCUACUUCCCCCCGCCCUACCAGCCUAUCUACCCCCAGUCGCAAGACCCUUACUCCCACGUCAACGACCCCUACAGCCUGAACCCACUGCACGCCCAGCCGCAGCCGCAGCACCCGGGCUGGCCCGGCCAGAGGCAGAGCCAGGAGUCUGGGCUCCUGCACGCGCACCGGGGGCUGCCCCACCAGCUGUCGGGCCUGGAUCCCCGCAGGGACUACCGGCGGCACGAGGACCUCCUGCACGGCCCCCAUGGGCUUGGCUCAGGACUCGGAGACCUCCCGAUCCACUCCUUACCUCACGCCAUCGAGGACGUUCCGCAUGUAGAAGACCCGGGUAUUAACAUCCCAGAUCAAACUGUAAUUAAGAAAGGCCCCGUGUCCCUGUCCAAGUCCAACAGCAACGCCGUCUCCGCCAUCCCCAUCAACAAGGACAACCUCUUCGGCGGCGUCGUGAACCCCAACGAAGUCUUUUGUUCAGUUCCGGGUCGUCUCUCGCUCCUCAGCUCCACCUCGAAGUACAAGGUCACGGUGGCGGAAGUACAGCGGCGCCUCUCACCGCCGGAGUGUCUCAACGCUUCGCUGCUGGGCGGAGUGCUGCGGAGGGCGAAGUCUAAAAAUGGAGGAAGAUCUUUAAGAGAAAAACUGGACAAAAUAGGAUUAAAUCUGCCAGCAGGGAGGCGUAAAGCUGCCAAUGUCACCCUGCUCACAUCACUAGUGGAGGGAGAGGCCGUCCACCUCGCCAGGGACUUUGGGUAUGUGUGCGAAACUGAAUUUCCUGCCAAAGCAGUAGCUGAAUUUCUCAACCGACAACAUUCCGAUCCCAAUGAGCAAGUGACAAGAAAAAACAUGCUCCUGGCUACAAAACAGAUAUGCAAGGAGUUCACCGACCUGCUGGCUCAGGACCGAUCUCCCCUGGGGAACUCGAGGCCCAACCCCAUCCUGGAGCCCGGCAUCCAGAGCUGCUUGACCCACUUCAACCUCAUCUCCCACGGCUUCGGCAGCCCGGCGGUGUGCGCCGCGGUCACGGCCCUGCAGAACUAUCUCACCGAGGCCCUCAAGGCCAUGGACAAAAUGUACCUCAGCAACAACCCGAACAGCCACACGGACAGCAGCGCCAAAAGCAGUGACAAAGAGGAGAAACACAGAAAGUGAGGCGCUCCUCCUGCCCCGCCCCCUGCCUGCGCCGCCUCCCUGGCCCCGGCGCGCCCACCCACUCCAUCUCCAUCUCCAUCAUCUCCAUCAUCUCCAUCAUCGCCAUCUCCAUCUCCAUCACCCCCACCACCGACCACCACCGGCAGGUGACAGCUCCGGGAUCAGCAACCCCCCACUGCUGCUACUGCUGCUGCUGCUGCCGCCGCUGCCGCCACCGCCUUCGGUCCGGAGUCUCGGGGUCCCGGGGACAGCGCUCCACUGUGAGCGGGGCGACCCCGCAGUCUCAGGCCCCGGCCCAGACUUCCUCCAUCAGCACCAACUCCCCUUUGCCCUCGUGUGGAGCCUAAGAGAACAGAACAGGCCGUGAAGCCAGCAAAGAAAAGUUCUGUCCGAGUUUGUGAACCUUUUUUUUUUUUUGUAAAACUAACAAAUCAACAACGACAACAAAAAAAUUUAAAACUUUUUUUUAGAAAAAAGAACGUAAAAAUUAAAAAAAAUUAUAUGAGCUUCAUGGGACGGAAUCACCACCUUCUCUUACAUACUUCAGAUUGUAGCCAUACUAAAAAAAAAAAGAAAAGAAAAAAAAGGCAAAAAAGGCUAAUGACAUUUUUAUCAGUAUUGUGAAUAAACUUGAACACAGAUACUCGAAGUUCCAUGUCUUGUCUUCAGUUCUAGAAGUUUUCCCUCUUCAAGGUAAAGCGACCAACUUGAACUCUCUCUGGCAACACGAUUCACAGUUCUAUAAGGGAAUCAGUGUUCACGUCUCUGUAUAUAUUUAUUUAUGUGUAAUUUAAUGGGAAUUGUAAAUAUGGUGAGUCUGUUUUAAGCCUUUUUUUUUUAAUUUAUCUGGUGAUCUCGUUUACCUCUUGUUUAGUGGGUUUUGAAUCUUCCCUAUUAGUUCUUCAUGUGGUUCAUGGUACUUAUUUAGGAAUCCAAGGUUUGGGGGAUUUUUUUUUUCCUCUGGUAUUCAUGAAUUUAGCCCUGUUGUAGCAUGUUAAAGACGACAAUGAAACAGCUGAACAAACAAAAAAAGUAAAAUAAAAUUUUAUAAGUAAUUAGUAUUACAUUUAGCUUUUCAUUGAACUGAAAGAAAAAAGUGAUAUUGGACCCUGGAAAGAUUUUUAACUUGAGUGGUUUGGCAACCGUUCUAUGUAUUGUGGGGAGAAAAAAGAAAAGUUUAUUUUAUUCCACUGUCCUCCCUUAAAAGCAUCAUUUGAGCAAUAAAUGAGUAUUGUCUUUAAACCAAGGGUUAGGGAUUUCCCCCCCCCCCUCUUUUUGUUUUAAGAACUUCAAACAUUUGGGACCACCUGGUAUUCUGUAUUUUCACUGGCCAUUUUGGAAGCAGUUCUAGCUGUAUUGUACUGAGUUGUGCUGGCAGUAGUUUCCAUGCCUGUCAAUGUAUCAUAGUCCUUUGUUGCCCAGAUAAAUAAAUAUUUGAUACGCUUUAUGUCGAUUUUUUUUAUUCAGUGGCUGUCUUUACCCAGGCGUAUUUUUGUUCUUGGCAGUAUUUUUUAUUCAGUAUGGUUACAGUAAUUGAGUUUAACCCUCCCUUGGCAAUUGCUCCUUGCAAUAAGCAGCUGAACCCAUUGUUUCCCUCAAGUAUAAUAAAAACUUACUUUCAACUUGGAGUUCAGAGCAGGGUAUCAUUUAGAUAUUCCACUGAGUCUGUAUUCAGACAAAUGACACAAUAAAACCCAAUGUAUUCGUUUGGAUAAAAGAUUGUUUGUACUGCUAAAGGAAUGACAUACUAUCUUUUCCU